AUGGAUAGUCCGUUCUUCCCAACCAACCGCUGGUACCAGCAACCCGACCCGACUUACCGUCCAUUUCCCCCUUCCGUUCGCGGCGUACCCGUUUACCACGAGGAUCACCGGCCGGCGGAGAGGGCCUCAGGCCCGAGAGUUGUUCGGAUUCCCGUUCAAUUUGUAGGAUCCGAGCGAUUAGACCGGACGGGGUCGGCCGUGAAGAUUCAGAAGGUUUUCAGGGGCUUUUUGGUCAGGAAGAGUCUGAGGAAGAUCAAGGAUAUCAAAAUCGAGGUGGAUGAAAUCGAGGCGAGGCUGAAGAGAGGCGAAGUUGUCGAACUGGUGAAGAGGGAUGCCAAGGAGCGGUUGAGGAUGAACGAGAGUCUGAUGGCCCUGUUGCUCAAGCUUGAUUCGAUCUGCGGCGUGGAUUUCGGGGUCAGGGGGUGCCGGAAGGCUGUGAUUCGUAAGGCGAUCGCUUUACAAGAGAGGAUCGACGCCAUCGUCGCCGCUGAUUUGGAUGCGGAGGAGAAGGGCGAAAUUGUUGAUCUGGAGAAUGAAGCUAGGGUUACCGAGGAGAAUUGUGUACCUACUGUGGAUUUGGAGGAUUCGAGGGGUAUGGAAGUGGAGGGGGGCGAAGAUGAAGUUGGGAUUGUGGACGUUGGGGUUGUUAGAACCGGGUUGAAGAGUUUGGCCGGUGGGCGCAGAAGUCGUACUGGCGUGCUGAAGUUGCCAUGCAAAAGUCGUAAUGGCGUGCUUCUGUUUCCAGCUUCUGCUGCUGCUGCUGACAACUGUUGCUGGUGGGCUGGUGAUGGGCUUGGGAAUUAA
Salvia miltiorrhiza (redroot sage) is the source of this 804-nucleotide messenger RNA. RefSeq lists its product as uncharacterized. Gene Ontology annotation, biological process: protein folding. Bases 1 to 804 code for a protein of 267 amino acids. NCBI's taxonomy places the organism in Eukaryota, Viridiplantae, Streptophyta, Magnoliopsida, Lamiales, Lamiaceae. Gene Ontology annotation, molecular function: protein-folding chaperone binding. Gene Ontology annotation, cellular component: plasmodesma. The record is from RefSeq and is a predicted model, not a curated record. The transcript has 2 exons.